AUGCCGGAUGCCUCUAUUCGUAUUGGGCUCCUAAUCCUGUGCAUAUUGACCCUUGGGCUCUCGUUCGGUGUGGGUAGCACGACUCUCCUAUCUGUCUCCGGAGACCAGGCUCAUGCGCAGGAUGUUAAUUUGCUGAAAAAUGUGGAGACGGAAAGCGCUGGCGAUGAAAUUUCUGCUUCCCGUCCGGACCACAAGGAAUUGGUGCCGUCUUACCGCCUCCAUCCCUCAAACAGACUACUGCUGUUGCACAAGGAUGGAAAGAUCUCAUCUUACGGGCUUGAUAAUGGGGUGCCAAUGUGGACUGUAGAUACAGGCGGAGAUAUGUUGCGUGUAGAGAUUGAAAAGCAUCCGACUGAACGAGUAAUUCGUCAAGACCCUCUUGCGCUCCCUUUUCUACUGGAGGGCGGCAUGCUUUUUACGAGACGUUGCGUGGCGCCAUUUGGGUGCAAGAAGCAGACGCCAGAGCGUUGUUUUGACAGAAAAGGGAUAGAGGUGGAAACGCGUCCCGAAGCAAGGCCUGGUGAAGCAAAAACUAGAAGCGGCUCAGGGGAUUCAUGUGAAAUACCCUUUUCAUCAACGCAUCCACGAUGUUUUAUGAAUCUUUCAACGCUAAUAGAAAAGAAACAUGUACAAGUUGGCGAAACGGAUAUAUUGUUAUACAUCAGCGCA
This is a messenger RNA of Trypanosoma cruzi, 669 nucleotides long. Its product is annotated as protein kinase, putative. NCBI's taxonomy places the organism in Eukaryota, Euglenozoa, Kinetoplastea, Trypanosomatida, Trypanosomatidae. The record is from RefSeq and is a predicted model, not a curated record. The transcript has a single exon. The annotation marks the transcript as partial.